AUGAAGAUUGUUACAGUAAUGUGGAUUCUCCGGAUAGGAUUUACAAAAACAAUCGCGGAUGAUCACCAGGCGAUCAGAAUGAAAAAAGCCACCAAAGUAGUUAUGGUGACGAAGCUGCAUGUCCCAGUAACUUUUACUGAAAUUGUGGAUGAUCAAAAUGUAUUACAAGUUACUAGUGAAAUCAGUAGGUCGGUGUCACUAGCUGACAAUUAUAAAUCAGUAGGUCAGUGUCAUUUCAAUGAACAAGGACCCUGUCACUAUUCUACUGAGUAUUACAAGUUACUAGUGAAAUCAGUAGUACUUUCUGAAUGUGAAAAAUGUCACAUUUUAAUAUCGGUUUCAUUCACCCUAAAUCAUACCGGUUUACUAGGUUACCUAAAAAUAUCUAAUAUCUUAAAAUCUGGAUUUUUAAGUUUUGGAGAAUCUUUAAAAAAACUGGAGAAAUCUUUAAACCAAACACCUCUUCUGACUUAUCAACAGCGAUAUUACAGAGUGCUUGAUUUUUUAAUGAUGCAUACCUUUUUAAGGAGAUUAUGUGUGGUGGCGCUUUGUUUGGGGUAUAUCAAGGCGUCAGCUGAUUUUGACUGUAGAAGAACAUCUCAAAGCUGUGUGACAGGUACUUGUAAUGAUGUAAAUGGAGAUUGUGACUGUCCUACUGAUGCUAAUGGUGUGGCUACUCACAGAAACGCAGAUUGUGGUCUUGAAAUUGCUAAAGUAGUUCCUACAGCAUUAUGUGGUCCACCAUGCUUGAAUGGAGGUGAAUGUUAUGAGCCGACAGUAGGUACCUACAUGUGUAUGUGUCCAGAAGCCUUCUAUGGAAACAAGUGUGAAAAUCCAAGAAAAAAAGUCGAGUGUAGUGGUACUGAGAUAACCAUUAAUUAUAUGCCCAUACCCACCUUCAGUGGUGACAUCUUCAUCUUGGAUAAUCGAAAUACCCCAGAAUGUGCUUUUACUGAGGCUAAUGGCAUGUACACAGCUACAUUUACUUAUCAACAGUGUGGUGUUACAACUACAAACGACGAACCUAAUGCUGGAGAUACAUCCUACGAAAUAUCAGCUGCAGUACGAUUCAAUGCAAAUAUUGAAAGAGCAACUGAUAUGAAAUUAACAGCUAAAUGUGUAAUUGACGGAACUGGACAAAGCAAUUUGAACGACAACAUUGGAACAGUUUCAGUAGAUCAACGGACUGAUUUAACCGAAGAAACAGCUUUGACAGAAUAUCAACCUGUAUCAUUCCAAUUACAAGGUAAAAACGGAAAUCCCAUGCCAGUACCAGUUAACCUUGGUGAUGAAUUAAGGAUCUACAUACCUUUAGCCGAUACCGGAAGAUACACUAAACUUAAAAUAACCGAACUUCAAACAAACAAUGGUAUGGUUGAACAGGAUUUGGUUAUGGAAACUUUAAUAUUUAACGGCUGUUUGACAGAUAUUGGUGAAGCUCUUGUGACCGGAGAUAUUUCAUCAGACCCUGCAAUACCAGCUAUCAUUAUCAACUUUAUGGCAUUUAGACUUCGAGGAUCACCACAAGUCAAAUUUGACGCCAGGGUCCAAGUUUGUGAAGGUACUGAUACAUCUUGUGACUCGGUAGUCUGUCCAUCACCACCACAAUCUGUUCCAUCUAAUCCACAAAAUAUUCCACCAGCUAAUCCACAAAAUAUUCCACCAGCUAAUCCACAAAAUAUUCCACCAGCUAAUCCACAAAUUAGUCCAUCAAGUAGUCAAAGAAAGAGGAGAGCUGCUCCAGAUAAUGAGGUUAUUUUACACGAAACAUUAACAGUCCUAGAUCCCAGAUCUAAUGAAAAACUGCGACUACCCCACAACAAAUCAGACAUAAAGAGCCAACAAAAUGCUGAUCCUCAACAAUGUUUACAGUCAACAGAAAUCAUGGUGAUGGUGAUCGUACUUAUUGUUGCUGUUGUUUUGUUGUUGGUGAUCACCACAUGCUUAGCUGUUAAAUUCAUGAAACAAAGAGCUGCUCAAGUUAAAAUCUACAAUCCAGAUAUGCCUACUGGAAACAAUACCGUCCGAAUUCCACGUGCUGCAUGCUAGAAACAAGUGUCCGGCUUCUGACAUUUCACUACAGACAGUACUAUUAAAAUUUGACAUUUAAAAGACGAAAAAGUAAGGUGUAGAUUGUUGUGGGUUAUUAAAUCAUACAUUAUUACCAUUAUUCUUUUAGUUGAAAAAUGAUGAAACUGAAGAUAAUCACCAAACAGAUUGUAAUAGGUUUUAUUCAAUUGCUAAAAUAUUCGAUUUGUUGCUUUGACUAUUCUUUUAUUUGUUGAUUAAAACCAAACAGGGUAAUUGGCGUAAGAUAUUUGUAAACAGAAAUUAACCAUGGUAAUUGGUGUAAGAAAUUUCCUUUCCGGAAACCGAUGGAACAUUAGAUUAUUCAAGAAUCUUUAUAGGAACAAUAAAGAAUAUGAUGGAACCUUCUGGAAGGAACAAGAACUAGAAUUCCCUUGAAGAUUCAUACUUCUAAAAUCGUCUUAUGGCUAAAAAAAAUUGCUUAUUUCCAUAACAUUUUUUUGGAUUUUUUUUAUAUAUAUAUUAGCUUGGAAUUUUUGUUGUUAGUAUACUUUACUUAUUAAUGAAAGAAAACGUUACUAUAUAAUAUCAAGACUUAUUUAC
Molecule: messenger RNA, 2631 nt
Organism: Lottia gigantea (owl limpet)
Lineage: Eukaryota; Metazoa; Mollusca; Gastropoda; Lottiidae
Exons: 15
Coding region: 1-2049 (682 amino acids)
Source: RefSeq, a predicted model, not a curated record